AUGCCUUCAUCUGUCCCUCCGAAUGCACGUGAGGAGCCGAAGAACCAAGCUGUAGAAAAACCACAAGUACCAAAUGAUGCUCACAGUCAAGCUCCAAGCAAUGUCUCUGCCGGGAGCAAACAAUCCACAUGCAAGGACGGCGUCCGAGGAAGAUCAAAUUCACAGAGCAGAAGCUUGGAAUCACCACAAGCACCAGAUGGCGAGGCUCGACCCUCCAAUAAUUCCGCCGAUCCUCCCAAACGAUCCGGAAGCAGUGAAAGCGCCACGGAAAAAGUACAAUCACAAAGCAGAAACCUAGAACCAUCCAGAGUACAGAUUGGUGAGAGUCAGGCCCUCAGUGAUUCUUCAAAUCCCAGCAAAAGGUCUACAAGCAAGGAGGGCCUCAAAGAAAGAUCGCGGCCACAGAAGAGACAUACUGCGCCAUUGCAAGAACCAAACAGUGAGGUUCGGGACGCAACCUAUCCCACCCAUCCUGCCAGAAGAUGUACAAGUGACGAAAGUGUAAAGGAACGAUCUCAAUCCAGGAGCAAAAACCUAGAAAUACGACAAGAACUUGAUGGUGAAAGCCCCAGUGGCUCCCCAACCCCGAGCAAACGGCCGGCAAGCAGGAAAAUUGUCAGCGAAAGGUCACAAUCACAAAAUAGGCAUUCGCAAACACCACAAGCACCAAAUGGCGCUCCACGUCGGGCUCCUCAUAGUUCAUCCAAUUUGCAAAAAUUGGCAGCUAGCAGAAGAAGCGUCAGGGAAAGGUCACAGUCACAGAGUUGUGCUCCUGAAAUUGAGGAGCGGUCAAGGGGGAGGUUUCGGGAGACCAUGAAGAAAGCUAUAACUCGCAAGUCUGAGAUUCCACCAAGGGACGACGAACGCAAAGAUAAGACUGACACCGAAAAUGCUCCUAUUGAAGAAGCGAUAGAUAGUACAGAAGAACUUGGUCAGCUUGCUUCUCACCUGGGCGGGUUAUUACAGGAAAACGAUGACCUCGAUUUCUUUGCUGAAAAGCGGAUGCUUGGAUCGUGCGAGUGGAUACUUGAUGAACCAGUAUUAGCAGGCUUUCUGCGGAGACCCCAGCAGUCCCACGCUCUGUGGUGCACAGGACGUCCAGGGUCCGGCAAGUCUGUGUUUGCAUCCUCUGUUGUUAACCUCCUUCGAGAAAAGAAGGCGAAAUGCGCCUUUCACUUCUUCCGGUUUGGGAAUGAAGCUCAGAACAGUCUGAGUUCGUUUCUAGUCUCUGUGGCGUAUCAGUUCGCGGAGUGUAUCCCGCCGUACCGAGCCCGCCUAGUCAAGAUGUUUGAUCAAGGUCUUAGCCUGCAGAAGUCUGCCCCAAGACUUAUCUGGCAGAAGCUAUUCUUGUCGACACUGUUCAAAAUAGACAUCAGGAAGCCAAUCCAUCUGGUGAUUGAUGGCUUGGAUGAGUGCGAUGCGUCUGCGUUAUUGUUAAAGUUGCUUGGGGAUAUAUCGAGUUCGAAAGCGAAGUUCUGCGUCAUGCUGGUCAGCCGCAAGACACAGUUGUUGAACACAGGCAUCGACAAACUCAUCAAAACAAUCCCCAUCGAAACGUUCUCCCUUGAAGAUAUUGAUGAAGACCUUCGGAUGUACGUCGAGGACGAAAUGCAACUCAUGCGUGGAGAUCAGAAUUUCAAGGACCGAAUCGCAGAAAGGAUAUUAGCGAAGGCUGAUGGCAAUUUUCUGUGGGCGAAUCUUGUUGUGAAAGAGGUCCUACAGUGUCACACGGAGACAGAGAUAGAAGACGCACUCAAUGACGUGCCUGAAGAUUUGGAGCAUCUUUACGGACGGAUGGACGCAGCUUUGUCACGUACCUCGCGACCAUCAGAUCAAGCCAUGGCACGUACUAUAUUGAUGUGGGUGGUAUGUUCUCGGCACCUCCUCAAUCUCGACCAGCUCGGAGAUGCUUUGAAACCCGAGUAUGCCGAGGUACUCGAUCUCAGACUUACCAUUAACCAAGUUUGUGGGGAGUUCAUUGUCAUCGACACAAAAGGGACCAUCUCCAUGGUCCAUGCUACAGCAAGGGACUUCCUUACUGAGAAAAGAGACCUGAACUUCUAUAUCCCAGUGGCCGGUUCCCAUCAAAAGAUCUUCACGAAGUGUUUGUCAGAAUUGAUCACGGCCAGCUCCAGAAUUCAAAUGGGCCAGAUCAAGCCCAAGUCCUUUUUGUUGUAUGCCGCAACUUCCUGGGCAUACCAUUUGAGUCUAACCUCGGCAUGCCUUGACCAGGAAAGCCUCCUCUUGCUCGCACAAUUUUUCCGUGGUCCAGCUGUUUUGAGCUGGAUUCAUUUGCUGUCUUUCUCGAAUCAAUUGGGGACCUUGGUUCAAGCCUCAAAAAUCCUAGCGACAUUCCUGAAACAAGUCGAUCGCCUAGACUCAGAUCGAAGCCCCUUAACUCAUCGCUUGCAGGAGAAGGAUAUGCUGUCGCUGUGGACAGUUGACUUGGUGAGGCUGGUAGGGAAAUUUGGGUUGCAUCUCAAAUCGCAGCCGAAAUGCAUCUAUAAACUGGUUCCCGCGUUUUGUCCCCCUGCCUCGGCGAUCCAUAAGACUUUCUGUUCGAAGGCAGCGCAAUCAUCUCUCACAAUCACUGGAAUCUCCAACCAGACCUGGGAUGACUGUCUAGCUAAGUUUGCCGUGGCAAACAGUUGUUUACCCAUUGCCGUCACAUCUGUGAACAAGCAUUUUGCGAUCCUCACCUCCGAUGGCACUGUUCAUCUGUACAAUUCAAGCACACUCGAAGAAGGGAGGCGUUUCAAGCACGCCGAGCGAGUGCUGGCGUGGUGCUUCAAUCAGACAGGGGAGAAGCUGGUCACCUACGGUUUCGUGAAGACGAUGGUUUGGAACGUCACGUCGGGUUUACAAUUGUUCUCCAUCACGAAUCCAGGCACUGCCAAAGCGAUCACUAUUGCCUUUAGUGGCAGUGACGACUCUAUCGUAACAUGCUCUGACGACCGCAACGUUCGAUGUGUCUCUCUUGACGCUAUAGAAGCAGGCUGGCAGGUUCUCGAAAACGUAUUUGGCUCGGAUGUGCUGGAUGCAGACCAGCAUAACUCACCUCGUUGUGCGGCGUUCAACGCUCUCGGCUCUCAAUUGGCUGUCGGCUAUAGAGGAUUCGCCCUUUCUGUGUGGUCGGUUGAUGAACCUCGCCCAUGUUUGAUUGGCAGGUGUGAACGGCAAGGUUCUACAGGCCAACUAGCCAGCGGCAGCUUUGUCGACACCCAAGCUAUCUGCUGGAAUACGGUGACCGGGCAUGUACUCGGUGUCUAUAAUGACGGCUGUGUGUUUAAGUGGCAUCCAUUUGACGGAGAAUACCAAGAAUCCAAAGUGUCUGGGUCAGAUGUGAAAUGCAGCCCAGACGGAAAAUUCUUCGUUACGAGCAGCGUUGACGGCACUCUACGUGUGUGGGAUUUUCUUCACUUCUCACCUGUGUACCAGCUCUCCUGCUCUUCCUCCGUUACAGAUCUUGCCAUAGAUCCUGUUGAACGACGCAUUUACGAUAUCAGAGAAAGCUUUUGCAAUAUCUGGGAGCCGAAUGCCCUUCUUCGCCUUUGGGAGACUGAUGAUAAGGCAAGCGAUACGACGAGUACUCGUGAGAGCUCGACGCAAGUCUCUGUGUAUUCUGAGGCGUCAGGCGAGAGCUCCCAGCCACUGACCGCCCUUGCUGUAGACAAGAAUACCCUCAAUUACUCAGCUGGCGACGAUGAAGGCGUGGUAACUUAUUUUAGCCGGGAAGGCGAGGUCAUUAGCCAGCUGUCGCAGACCUUUAUGACGGUCGACCACAUCUGUUGGAGUGAUAAUGGUGCCUUUGUUGCCUCAUCGGAUUUAAGUCGGCGAGUGACCGUCAAGGGUAUCGACCAUACGAAAGUCAACGCUACACCAAAGUCUCUACUUACCGUGAAGGAAGAAGAACCUAUCAAACAGCUGCUGCUGAGUCCCAUGGGGGACUAUCUGCUCGUAUCGACAGAUCAAUGUCUCACUAUCUGGUCAAUCCAGCAAAGGAAAGUUGUGUCUUCUCGCCCGCAAACAGCACGCUACUAUUGGACAAAUUCACCCUCCGAUCCUGAUCAGUUGAUUGGCUUUGGCUACUCGGAACUCCAGAUAUCCGUGUGGGAGGGCCUAGGCACAACCUGGCAGCUUGACAUUGACCGGAGCACAGUAGAUGGGUUCGCCAGCCGAUAUGGAGUACAUGCGAUGUUCCCAAAACCAACCACCAAAUUCACCACCAGCGAAAACGAGACCGAGAAUGCUGUGGACAAAGUUCUCUUCACUCUAGACGGCUCUAUGGCCCUCCUCGAGACCUCGAAAUGCUCCGCCCAUCACUCACGUGAAAAACAAUUCAUGCUCGUGUCCAUCGACCCAGAAUCCAUCAUCGAAGCUCUCGGAUCAAGAACCAUGGUCAUUGAACCCACCCUCCUCCCCUCCGAGCUUAUUUCCCGUCUUGGCUUACCACUCGGCUUCGUCAUGUCCGACUCGAUCCAAUCCGUGCGGCGCAAAUCCUUCGCCCCGAGCACGACCUCGCACCCCAACUCGGCCGACCCAAGCAGAAAGUCCUUCCUCAACCCCUCCACAGGUCUCACCGUAAGCAACACCAACUCCUGGCGUGCAUCCUCCUCCACAUUCCUGGCCGUGGGAGACCCAACCCUCUCAACAGGGGAUGAGCAUGUCCUAGCCUUCCUAGAUCACGAGUACUGGGUGUGCACGUAUGUGUUGGCGGAGGGCCGGCCCGGAAGGGUGAGGAGACAUCAUUUCCUGCCGCGCGACUGGAUCAACAUGGAUUGGUUGGAGCUGGCGGUGAUGAGGCGCGAUGGCACGUUGCUGUGUCCGCGGAAUGGGGAGGUGGCGAUGGUGGCCAACGGGUUGAAGGAGGAGUGUUUGGAAUAG
Molecule: messenger RNA, 4884 nt
Organism: Endocarpon pusillum Z07020
Lineage: Eukaryota; Fungi; Ascomycota; Eurotiomycetes; Verrucariales; Verrucariaceae
Exons: 2
Coding region: 1-4884 (1627 amino acids)
Molecular function (GO): protein binding
Source: RefSeq, a predicted model, not a curated record